This is a messenger RNA of Anthostomella pinea, 1809 nucleotides long. The record is from the annotation of a GenBank genome assembly. NCBI's taxonomy places the organism in Eukaryota, Fungi, Ascomycota, Sordariomycetes, Xylariales, Xylariaceae.
AUGGAGUCCGUCAAGCACACCAAGAAGCGGAAGUUCAAGGACGCGAACGGCGCCAAAGCCAUCGUCAACAAAUCCACAACUGCGACUGUCUCAGCCCCCGCGCGCAAAUCGAAGAAAGCGAAGCGGGUCGAGCCUGAGCCUGAGCCCGAAGUCGCAGACCCUGCCGGAUCCUCGAGUAACGACGAUGACAUUGUAGAAGAGCAAACGUCCGAAAGCAAAGAAUCUGAAGACCAGCAAGAUGACGAGGACGCGGACGACGCGGAAGAUAUUGCUGAGCUUGAAAAGAGAGUAGCGGCUGCGGAUGCGGAGGAUGGCGGCGACGUCGAUGCGCCGGAUGCUUCUAGUGUUCCUCUUUCAACACUCGUCGCGACCGAUGUCGAGAAAUUCUCCGAGCUGAACCUAUCCGACAAGACCCUCAAGGCUAUCAAGGAUAUGGGUUUUGAGACCAUGACACCAAUCCAACGACGAGCUAUACCCCCUCUGCUGGCAGGUCGUGACGUUCUCGGUGCGGCAAAAACUGGCAGUGGAAAGACCCUAUCUUUCUUGAUCCCAGCUGUGGAGAUGUUGAGCUCGCUUCGCUACAAGCCUCGCAACGGUACAGGUGUGAUUGUGGUGUCACCAACAAGGGAGCUGGCACUGCAGAUCUUCGGUGUCGCACGAGAGCUCAUGGCGCAUCACUCGCAGACGUACGGUAUUGUCAUCGGAGGUGCCAACAGAAGAGCCGAAGCCGAGAAGCUGUCGAAGGGAGUCAACCUGAUAAUCGCUACUCCCGGACGGUUACUCGAUCAUCUUCAGAACACCCCUGGUUUCGUUUUCAAGAACCUCAAGUCUCUAAUUAUCGACGAAGCCGACCGCAUCCUGGAAAUAGGGUUCGAAGAUGAGAUGAGGCAAAUCAUCAAGGUCCUUCCCAGCGAGGGCCGCCAAACUAUGCUUUUCAGUGCCACGCAGACGACUAAAGUUGAAGAUCUGGCCCGGAUAUCAUUGCGCAAGGGUCCGAUAUAUGUCAACGUCGACGAGCAAGAACAGUACAGCACUGUGGAGGGACUGGAACAGGGAUACGUCAUCUGUGAAGCCGAUAAGCGGUUUCUUCUGCUCUUCUCCUUCUUGAAGCGGAAUCAGAAGAAGAAGGUCAUCGUCUUCUGCUCCUCCUGCGCAUCUGUGAAGUACUAUGCAGAGCUUCUAAACUACAUAGAUCUGCCCUGCCUUGAUCUCCACGGAAAGCAGAAGCAACAAAAACGCACAAAUACCUUCUUCGAAUUCAUCAACGCAAAGUCCGGCACGCUCAUUUGCACCGAUGUUGCAGCUCGGGGAUUAGAUAUCCCUGCUGUCGACUUCAUUGUUCAAUUUGACCCUCCGGACGACCCCCGAGACUAUAUCCACCGCGUGGGCCGAACGGCACGCGGGGCCGGUGGAAAGGGUCGCAGUCUACUGUUUCUGCAACCAAGCGAGGUGGGCUUCUUGUCACACUUGAAGAGUGCCCGCGUCCCAGUUGUGGAAUACGAUUUCCCCGCGAAGAAGAUUGUGAACGUCACGUCCGGGCUUGAGAAACUCAUCAAACAGAACUACUAUCUGAACCAAUCAGCGAAGGAGGGUUACCGAAGUUAUCUACAUGCCUAUGCCAGCCACUCCCUGCGUAGCGUUUUCAACGUCAACGAGCUGGAUUUGGCCAAGGUAGCAAAGAGUUUCGGGUUUGAGACACCGCCCAGGAUCGACAUCACGUUGGGCGCAAGCAUGAGCCGAGACAAGCAGCAAGGAAGACGAGCAUACGGAAGCCAGCCACGCCAGGGCCAAAAGUUCAACAGAAGAUGA